AUGAAAUUUGUAGGUUUUAAUACCAAAACUUUUGUGAAUUUCUUCGCUACAGUGGAUGAAAAAUCAGAUGCCUCCGAUUGGUAUUUCAAAGGAAAAAUCAUUUUCCGUAAAAACAAUUUCAAAGAAAUAAAAAGAUCAAAAAAUGGUAGUGGUGUUAGCCUACUCAAUAAGAUAAAAGAAUAUAUCGGUAUAAAUUGUUAUAUACCGAGUGAUGGAUGCUGUUUUGUAAAAUGCGUAAAUUAUGUUUUGAACAAAGACUACACGAGAGAAUUUCAAGAUUUCAUCAACAGUUUUCAAAAAUCAAACAGAAAAGGAGUUAUGACAUCUGCUAGAAUCUGCGAAUUCAAUAAGAAAUUUAAUACUAAUUUUCAAAUAUAUAUGCCCAAACAUAGACUUUUUCAACCAAAGAAAGUAACCGAAGAAUUAGAUUGGGUUUUUUAUUUACACAAAGAACAUUUCUGUUUGAUAAGAAGAAAUAACAAAGCUUUGGACAUUAAAGAAAUAGAAGAUAAUUACGAUGAAAACGUAUGGAGAACUUGUGAAGAUGAUAAUGCGGCAACGCAAGUUUCACUUCUAAAACUAAACGUUUUUCCAACCAUUCCCGAUUAUUGUUUAUACGCAUGGGAUUGCAAAACCUAUUGCGAAAAAGAAACGAAUAAAGCCAUUCCUUAUUGUUGUACUUUAGUCAAUUUGGAAAAACUGAGGAAAAGAUUAGAUGAUUAUAAUAAUUACUUACGUGAUUUAAGUGAUUUUAAUGAGACUCUAGAUUUUAAGCCGUCAGAUCCCAUUUCAGAAGAAUUUUACAACAAACUGAUGACUAAUAUAGUAGAAAUAUUUGUAGGUACAGAUUGUAUAGAUCAAAUGUUACAACGUUUAGGAAAAAAAAAAUGGAAAAGACAGAAUAUUAAUUUCACAUGUUCCUAUCAACACGAAUCAUCUAGUUUGGCAGCAUGGGGAAAAUCAUCUAAUCUACCAAUGAAUUUGAGAAAGAUCGAGGAUGUUAAUAUUGCAAAAUACAUUAAAGAUAAUUGGGAAUCUUUAAGACACGAAUGGGAACCUUACGCUAAAAGAGAUACUCUAUGUCUCGGAGCUUGUUUGAUAAAAUACAAUCAAGCCAUGAAAAAAACUGUCUUCCAAAACGUUUCCAAUAAUCUAACGGCUCCUUCUUUAUCUUUAAAGGACAAAGUAUUAAAGGAGGAAGAGUUUCGGCAAAUCGAAAAACAAAACGUAGAAAAAGUUUACUCGCAUACUCACCCUUUUAUAAGAUAUUUUAUCAGACAAAGUAUUAAAGGAGGAAGAGUUUCGGCAAAUCGAAAAUCAUUUGAAACGAAUAAAAUGGAUGAGAUCUGCGCCAUAUUAAAAGAAUACAAUGAAAGUGACACUGAAGGAAUAAUAGAUUUAUUCAAAGAAUACAGUGUUAACCCAAAAGAUAAAACGGAAGUUCACACUAAACUCAAAGAACUGAACUAUUCUAAACUAAUGGCAUUUGAUGCUAAUGGGUUGUACGCUUCAGCCAUGACAGAAGCUAAAGAUAAAAUAACUUUUACGAAUAGAAUAGGUCAGAAGGAAACUGGCACUAAAAUCAGGUUCAGAAAUGGUUUCUGUCACGACGUUUUAACAUCAGUUGAUAUUCAAGAAAUAGUGAAAUCAGGUGGUAAAAUUAUUAGAAUAUUAGAUGGUAGAGUAUACAAAGAAAAUUUUAAAACUCCACCAUACAGAGAUUAUAUUUUAAUUUUGAAGGAAUUAAGGAAUAAAUACAAAAAAGAAGGAGAUAUGGUUGCUAGUAAUUGCAUGAAAUUAUUAGGUAAUUCCUUAUACGGUAAAUCUAUUCAAAAGGAUAUAAAUACAUCGAGACAUCUAUGGAGUGAAGCGACUUUUAAAGCCAACUUCGAUUCACACGUCAAAAGCUAUGAAAAAGUAAAUGAUAGUCAAUAUAUAGUUGAGAUGAAUGAAGAAGAAAAAGAGUUUGUUCCUCCAAAGGAUUUUACUAGAUUAACACCCACUCAUUUAGGUGCAUUUAUAUUAUCUCACAGUAAAAAAAUAAUGAACAAUUUCAUUCACGUCAUAGAUGGAUUUUAUAAGCCGGAAAUAUACUAUACAGAUACUGAUAGUUUAUACAUUUCGUCUAGCAAAUGGGAUAAAUUAAAUGAAGCUGGGUUGGUGUCUGAAAACGAGUAUAGCAAAGGGAAGAAUGAUUACGGUGAUGGUGGAAUCAUAUUUGGUUUAUAUUUAGCGCCAAAAGUAAAAUACAAUAUCAUUCUAACUUCCGAUGGUGUUUGA
Molecule: messenger RNA, 2280 nt
Organism: Lottia gigantea (owl limpet)
Lineage: Eukaryota; Metazoa; Mollusca; Gastropoda; Lottiidae
Exons: 4
Coding region: 1-2280 (759 amino acids)
Biological process (GO): DNA replication
Molecular function (GO): DNA binding; DNA-directed DNA polymerase activity; nucleotide binding
Source: RefSeq, a predicted model, not a curated record